Molecule: messenger RNA, 2481 nt
Organism: Naegleria lovaniensis
Lineage: Eukaryota; Heterolobosea; Eutetramitea; Acrasida; Naegleriidae
Exons: 1
Coding region: 1-2481 (826 amino acids)
Biological process (GO): nucleotide-excision repair; transcription initiation at RNA polymerase II promoter
Cellular component (GO): transcription factor TFIIH holo complex; nucleotide-excision repair factor 3 complex; transcription preinitiation complex
Molecular function (GO): hydrolase activity; DNA binding; 3'-5' DNA helicase activity
Source: RefSeq, a predicted model, not a curated record
AUGAUACCAUCAUCUAGUAACAAUAGUAAUAGAGAUGAAAGGCCAAUUGAAACUGUAAAUAUUGAAGAUCAAGCAGCAUUGAAGAAGAGAAGAAAAAAGGAAGAAACAGAGGCUAAAAAGAAAAAACAAAAAUGCGAUCAAAUCCUGGAUGAUUUAGAUAAUGAAGUCACAAAGAAGGCACAAGAAACACUUGUCCGAGACAUUUUCAGUCAAAGAAAAGACAUUCAAUUUGAUCAUUCAAGUCUCACUCUCAAGGAAGACCACAAAUUGCGACCAAUUUGGAUUUGCUCUGGUACUGAUGGACUAUUCCAUAUUUUCAUGGAAACAUUUUCUCCAAUCUAUCAACAAGCCUAUGAUUUUUUAGUUGCAGUGGCUGAGCCAGUUUCUCGUCCAGAAAAUCUUCACGAAUAUAUUUUGACAGAAUAUUCUCUUUUUGCUGCUGUUAGUAUUGGUAUGAACACUGAACAAAUAAUUCAAGUUUUGGAGAAGCUGAGCAAGGUAAAAUUGCCAGAUACGUUAAUCACCUUUAUUAAGGAAGUAACAAGAAAAUAUGGUAACGUCAAACUUGUUCUACAGAAGAAUCGCUUUUUCAUCGAGUCGCAUCACUUUAGUGCCAUGGAAAAAUUAUAUGACGAUUCAGUUAUUAGUUCAGCUGCUGUAAUUCCUGACCGAACAGAAUUUCCUAACAUUGAUAAGAGUGGAAGAUUCAUUAUUAGAUCAAGAUCAAAGCAAGCUGAAUUAGAAAAGUUCCAAAAGCAAGCAUUGGCUUCGAAUACUUCAUCAGUUCAAGGAAAAAUUCAAACUGAAAUGAUUCGUGCAGUCAAUCAAAUUGACGAUGAGGAUGACGACGCAGAUGAUUUUGAUGUCUCUUCUGUUGUGGAAACAUACUACCAAUUUGAGAUUAAUCCUAACGAAGUUGAGCAUGUCAAGAAGAGAUGUAUCGAAAUUGGCCUUCCCACACUAGAAGAAUAUGAUUUCAGAAAUGAUGUUGCAAACAAGUCAUUGAGCAUCGAUCUUAAACCUACAACUACCAUCCGUUCAUACCAAGAAAAAUCUCUAAGCAAAAUGUUCAGUAAUGGAAGAGCUAGAAGUGGUAUUAUUGUGCUGCCGUGUGGUGCUGGAAAAACGUUAGUUGGAGUCACUGCGGCUUGUACUGUUAAAAAGAGAACGCUAGUAUUGUGCAUUAACUCUGUGAGUGUUUUGCAGUGGAAAAAUCAAUUUAAAUUAUGGAGUACAAUUGACGAAAAUCGUGUCAUCAUUUUCACAUCUCAAGACAAAGAUCCACUUCCCAAAGAUGAUGAACCUUUGGUCAUUAUUACAACUUAUACCAUGCUUACACAUCAAAGAAAGAGAAGUGGUGAAGCAAAAGAGGUAAUGGACCAUAUUGAAAGUAGAGAGUGGGGCUUACUUGUCCUGGAUGAAGUGCAUGUUGUGCCAGCCACCAUGUUUAGAAAUGUAUCGAGGGUAAAAUCCCAUUGCAAGCUUGGUCUAACCGCCACUCUUGUUCGUGAAGAUUCGAGAAUUGAAGAUUUGUACUUUUUGAUUGGUCCCAAAUUGUAUGAGGCCAAUUGGCUCGAUCUUCAAAAAAAGGGUCACCUUGCUAAUGUCCAAUGUGUUGAAGUGUGGUGCCCAAUGACUGCUGAAUUUUAUGCCGAAUAUUUGACUGCCAAUGCUAAGAAGAAAACUCUGUUCUAUGUAAUGAAUCCGAACAAAUUCAGAGCUUGUGAAUUUUUAAUUCGAUACCAUGAAAAGCAAGGAGACAAGAUUAUUGUGUUUAGUGACAAUGUGUUCUCAUUGCAAGAAUAUGCCGAAAGACUCAAACUUCCAUACAUUUUCGGUAACACUAAACAACAAGAAAGAGUGUAUUGGUUGAAUCAAUUCAGACAAGGGAAUCAAUAUAACACUAUUUUCAUUAGUAAGGUUGGUGACACAGCUAUUGACAUUCCAGAAGCAACUGUCAUUAUUCAAAUUUCGUCUCACUUUGGAAGUAGAAGACAAGAAGCACAACGUCUUGGACGUAUUUUACGUCCUAAGGGAGGAGGAUUGAAAAAUCAACAAGCUUAUUUUUAUACAUUGGUCUCUCAAGAUACACAGGAAAUGUACUACUCAACCAAGAGACAACAAUUCUUAAUUAACCAAGGUUACAGUUUCAGAGUGUUACCAGAUAUCCAAAAGUACUAUGAGCAAGGAGCAAGCGAAUUAGGCUUGUCCCUAAGUCACAUGACAUCCAAGAAGGAUGAAUUGGAAAUGCUUGCUGUUGUAAGAAAGGCAGAUGAUGCAAGAGGUCAAGAAGAAAAGAUUACAGUAGACGAUGAAAGUGCUCAACAAUCAACCUCUAUGGCACAACUUUCAGGAGGUCAAGGAGUUGUGUAUCAAGCAUUUGACACUAGUGGUGGUUCUUCAAAGAAAAAGAGAAAUAAGUCUGCAGCACCAACAGUUCAUCCACUCUUCAAAAACAGAGCUUCUUCAUCCAAAGAUUAA